CUCAUAGGCGAAACUUCUGCGGCGCGCGGUUUCUCUUCUGAGGUCCUAUCUGCACUCUCUGAAACACUAGGAUUUUCGAGCUCUUGUUUCGGAGUUAACAUAACCAUGGCCGCCACAACCAACGCCGCUGCUCCGCCGCGCCAGCUCUCUCCAAAGGAAACCGACAUCCAGAUGAUGUUGGCAGCCGACGUUCACCUCGGCACCAAAAACUGUGAUUUUCAAAUGGAGCGCUACAUCUUCAAGCGCCGCAACGACGGUAUUUACAUUAUCAACCUUGGUAAGACAUGGGAGAAGCUUCAACUUGCUGCUAGGGUUAUCGUUGCAAUUGAGAACCCUCAGGAUAUUAUUGUGCAAUCUGCUCGCCCUUAUGGUCAGAGAGCGGUUCUCAAGUUUGCUCAGUACACUGGUGCUCAUGCCAUUGCUGGAAGGCAUACUCCUGGUACCUUUACCAAUCAGCUCCAAACCUCUUUUAGCGAGCCUCGCCUCCUUAUCCUUACGGAUCCCAGAACAGAUCAUCAGCCCAUUAAGGAAGGUGCUCUUGGAAACAUUCCAACCAUUGCUUUCUGUGACACUGACUCACCCAUGAGGUAUGUGGACAUUGGGAUUCCUGCCAACAACAAGGGCAAACACAGCAUUGGGUGUCUCUUUUGGCUUCUUGCCAGGAUGGUGUUGCAAAUGAGGGGUACCAUUCGUCCUGGCCUCAAAUGGGAUGUUAUGGUGGACUUGUUCUUCUAUAGAGAACCAGAGGAGGCUAAGCAACAAGAGGAGGAGGAAGCUCCUGCUGGUGAUUAUGCCAUCACUGACUAUAAUCCUGGUGCUAUUGCUGCUGAUGGCCAGUGGCCCGGUACAAUUGAUCAAUCGUGGACAGAUGCAGUUCCACAACCUAUUCCCGCUGUACCUGGCGUCAACUGGGGAGCACCAGCCUCUACCGAUGCACCCGAAAUUGCAGCUGCAGGAGAUUGGGGCGAGGCUGUUCCACCACCACAACAAAUCCCUCUUCCUCCUUCCGGAGUUGAAUCUGUCCAAGCAAGUGGCUGGGAUUAAAUUAUUGUUUUUGAUGCUAUGAUUUUGCCCCGUCUUGCAAUUUAGUUUACUCUUUGGAAGUAAAAUAUGGAUCAGUUUUUUUGUAGAAAGGAACUUGUUUUUUGGUUUGAGUGUCAGAAAUAUUAUUAUUAACAAACAUGGUUCUUGAAUGUUAGGUAAUAUGAUGUUUUUGGAACUUCGUUACCCUUAAUUUAUAUUGAGUAUUUCGAAUA
Messenger RNA from Vigna angularis (adzuki bean), 1256 nucleotides. Its product is annotated as 40S ribosomal protein SA. Gene Ontology annotation, biological process: cytoplasmic translation; ribosomal small subunit assembly. The record is from RefSeq and is a predicted model, not a curated record. Bases 106 to 1044 code for a protein of 312 amino acids. Gene Ontology annotation, cellular component: 90S preribosome; ribosome; cytosolic small ribosomal subunit. Gene Ontology annotation, molecular function: structural constituent of ribosome. The transcript has 5 exons. NCBI's taxonomy places the organism in Eukaryota, Viridiplantae, Streptophyta, Magnoliopsida, Fabales, Fabaceae.